GCAGUGGUCAGCUGACUUGUCACCUGAUUGGUCACCUGAUCACUCCAGCUUUUAGCAACACUGUGUUAUAACGCGGUUGUUUCCUGUCCGUGUAUUUAUAUGAAUAGCCGCUCUUAUUGACGCUAUGUGGUCGUGGCUGUACCUCAAUCUCCUCCUGACUCCUGCGUUCGCAGGGAAGAUGAAGAUCGUGGACGAACCGAACACGUUCGGAUUGAACAACGCUAUUCUGGCUCAAGGGAGCCGAUUACAGCCCCGAGUGACGCCGUCCCCCGUCUCCGGUCCAGCCCAUCUCCAUCAUUUGGCUGGAAAGUGUUUUAGUUUAAUAGAGUCGAUGUAUAAAUAUGAAUUCUGUCCAUUCCACAACGUCACACAACAUGAGCAGUCCUUCAGAUGGAACGCCUACAGUGGAAUCCUGGGGAUCUGGCAGCAGUGGGAGAUGGUGAACAACUCCUUCACCGGCAUGUGGAUGAGCGAGGGGGACGCAUGCGCCAGUAGGAACAGGCAGACCAAGGUCCACCUGACGUGUGGCGUGGGCAGCCGCCUGGCCGCCGUGUCCGAGCCCAGCACCUGUGUUUACCACCUGACCUUCGAGACGCCGCUGGUCUGCCAUCCACACUCCCUCCUCGUGUACCCCACCCUGAGUGAGCCGCUGCAGAAGGGAUGGGACGAGGCGGAACAAGCUCGCUACGAAGGCCUCAUCACAGAGCAGGGGUACAACAAUCUUCUGAGGGAUAUCUUUGAAGAUGCUGGUUUGCUGAAGAGCCAGAGAGUGAAGGUGAAAGCCGAACUCCCCGGCCUCCCAAAGACACACUCCUCCCUCCAGGAGUGUAGCGAGGACUACCAGAAACAGAGUGAAGAAAUGGAAAGACUACGCGCGCUCCUCACCAAAAACAACAUUCCCUUUGAAUCCACCGGCGGUGAGUCCAUGUCACUCAGCACUCUGCCUAAAGACCCAGCGACCACAUAGUGCACAGGCAGGCCGCCUGCAGGCCGAUGGACUGAACCCUCUCCCCUGUUCCUGAAGGCAGGGCUACGGCCCCCAACCCACAACAACAAAGGGGAGAUCCUGGCUCCCUGGACCUGAUGUGAAAGUUAUUUUUGAUAUUUUCAGGAGUUCUUCGUGUUGUAACGGAGGACUUUGGCAACUAAAGGGAAGCUUGUUGAAUGUGGAUAUAAAUCUAAAGAGUCGGCAUGGAGAAUAAAGAUUUUAGUAUUCUGGUUUUCUA
Messenger RNA from Gadus macrocephalus (Pacific cod), 1226 nucleotides. It is a transcript of the gene gnptg, whose product is annotated as N-acetylglucosamine-1-phosphate transferase subunit gamma. Lineage: Eukaryota; Metazoa; Chordata; Actinopteri; Gadiformes; Gadidae. Bases 125 to 967 code for a protein of 280 amino acids. The transcript is spliced from 10 exons. Gene Ontology annotation, cellular component: Golgi apparatus. The record is from RefSeq and is a predicted model, not a curated record.